Molecule: messenger RNA, 969 nt
Organism: Closterium sp. NIES-65
Lineage: Eukaryota; Viridiplantae; Streptophyta; Zygnematophyceae; Desmidiales; Closteriaceae
Source: the annotation of a GenBank genome assembly
AUGCCUUAUCUGCCGCGUCCCCUCGACGCAGCCGGCUCUCCUCCCCGUGCCCUCGCAGGCGGGUUUCCCGCUGCUGCCUCAGCCGCGCGUUCUCGUAGCAGCCGCUGCCGCAUCGUUCCCCCUCGACGCCGGUCAAUCGCGGUCACUUGGAUCUCCUCCUCCGCUGCCGUGGCAUCUUCCGCCUCAGCCUCUCCCUUCCUUUCGUCGUCGCCGUCCUCCUCGCCCGCCUCCCUCUGGCCAGGCUCGUCCUCGACCGCAGCUUCACGCUCUCGCCGCACAGUCCCAGCUGCUGCAGCUCCCUCCGGCCCAGUCCGAGACCACGCGUCACUCCGAUCUGCUUUGGUGGCUUCGGCGCAGUUCGCGCUGCUGAUCCUUCCCUCGUGGCCGCCGCCGUCAGCGCCUGAGUUGGCGCCGCCUCCGCGGGCGCGGCCCUUUGUCCCCGCACACCAGCAGUCUCAGCCGACCCCUGCACCUCCCGUUGUUAACGAAGACGAGGUGUUUGGCACUCCUCGUGACCCUGAUGUGGAUUGGUGGGGGGUGUUGUGGCCCCACGUGCCGCGCGAGGGGAACUGGGGCACUCCUCCCCCGAGCCCUCCUUGGGGGGAGCCCCGGCCUGGGGAUGGGGCUUACCAGUCCCGCGUGAUGCGGUUGUCGGAGGUUGGCCGGUGCGUGACGGAGUUAUCUUUCGUGCUUGACCUCUUGCAUUAUGCCCUUCAGUCGCAGGAGGUUGUGGCCCGGGAUCCGCAGCUGAGCGAGGACCAGCAGAGGCGGGUGCGCCGUGCAGUGUCGAACGCGCUAUGGGAUGUUCUUCAUCUGCCACUUGAGCCGGAGGACCCUUUGCUGGACGACGGUCCAGGCUCUGCAGCUUUCCGCAUGGUAGCCACGGCUGCUGAGGAGUCACCACCUGGGAUCGUCCCUGCCUUCGCGUGUGUGCUCCGGUGGCUCGGGCGGCGGGUGGAGCGGAUGUAG